AUUCCAUCAAUGAAGAUGAAAGCCCUGUUGCCUCUAUGCAGACAACACACGUGUAGAUGAAAAAUUCCUCAUAGAUCCUUUCAGAAGAUCCAGUCAGGCACAUUUAAAGUCAUAAGUGCCAACUUCGGGCCAACGGUUCCUCCUAGAACCUUCAAGAUGGUACAUAUAGCUGUGUUGGGCUGUGGCCUGAUGGGCAGCAAAAUAGCAGGUUGCAUGGCAUACCAUGGCCACAAAGUCAAGGUGUAUGAUUCCAACUCUGGAGCCCUAGAUGCUCUGCACAGCAACUUGGAGGUGGACAAGAGAGAACUGAAAAGUGAGGGAUUAAUGAUCCAUCCCAACUUCCUUGGCCAAGUUUUAUGCAUCAGUAGGCUUGAGGAAGCAGUCAGGGAUGCUGAAUACAUCUUUGAGGCAGUUGUUGAAGAUCUAGAAAUCAAGCAAAAUCUUGUUCGAGAGGUGUCCCAUCUAUGCAGUCAAGAUGCAGUCAUCAGCACCAACACCCUCAAUCUGGAUAUACGAGAAAUAGCGGUCAAAGCAGCCUACCCAGAGAGGGUCAUGGGACUGCGCUUUCUGCACCCUGUCUAUGCUGUGCCCGAAGUGGAGAUAAACCCGACAGCAUUCACUGCUCAGAAGUGUGUUGAGAAAGUGAGGCAGUUUCUAGAAGGCAUCGGCAAAACCCUAUUUUUCCGGUCAGGCAUGGAGCCUCUUAUCCUGACACCUGAGCAGAUAAACUCCAGAAAACUUGCACGCAGGCAGCAGUUAUUACGACAACAUGGCAUGCUGGGAAUUCCAGAUCGGGGUAUGCCUCACCUAGGUCACAGCGGAAACUUGACACCACCUCAAGAUGAUGAAUGCGCCACUGUUGUUGACCGGGACUGUGCUAUCUGCAUGGACAGGCCCAGAGACUGCCUUCUCUGCCCUUGCCAUCACCUGGUCACCUGCCACGACUGCGCAAAAUCCUUGAUGAAUCGCAGGGAUUUCUGCCCCAUUUGUCGAAAGGAGAUUACUGAGACAAUCAGGGUCUAUACUUCAUGAAUGUAUUCCUGUGUGGAUGCAUUGUUCUAGUUAAGCACUUCUAAUGAACUGGAUACAGGCAUGUAAACCAGUAGUUUGCCUAUAAGUAGACAGUGUAUGUACGUGAUACCCCCCCAAAACAGCUAGGACCCAUGAAAGCUACCAUUCCUUAUAUUGCCCUACCCAAAACACAUUUGGCAUUCUAGUCGGUGUACUGGCAUGCAAGCAUGCUAGUGCACAGAAGUUGCUUUACUCAAUUAUGUGUGCUAUCAUAUUGGUACUACCGGUAUAGUACUUGUACUUGUCCAGAGUGGAAUUUGAGGCAGUUCACGUUAUAGUCAGGGUUCUUCAACAACUGUCUCCUGCUGAAUUAAUAUUAUCCGAUAAAUGUGCAGCAAGCUGUUAUUUGUGAAUUACUAUUCGAUUAAAUGUGGAAUAUGGAACAUCUGUGCUUGUUUGACUUGAGUACUGCUUGCGCAGAGCCAAUCAGUAGCUGAAUCUUAAAUGACUGAAUAUGUGGGAGCAAGAAGUCAGCAGCUGACAGCUGGAUUCUGUAGCUUUUAGUCAUCUUUGAAUGAAACCUGUAGGAAUUGGGCCCUUGUCCAUGCAUGCAGUGAUUAGAUGUCUCAUAAGAAGACUAUACAGAGUUUGGAUUAAAAUUCCUGUUCCUUCUCGUUACCCUCAGGGUCUAGAUCUUGAGUGUCGGCAACAUGGCGUACACUCUACAGGUAUUCCAUAUUGACCCAAAAAAGAUAAAGUUGAGCCUGUAUUUUGGGCCUGUUUAUUCAAUAUUAUGUUCAACAACAAAUAUGCAAAAUCUCCAAGCCUGUAAGGAGUGUUACUGGCCUAUCUGCUCUGAGCUGGAACUAGAGAGGGCUUGUGUUCACAAAGCAUAUAUGGUCCUGUGGUGGGAACUCGCCACAAGCUAAUUGCGUAUAGAUUCAUGUGUGCUCAAAUGGUGUGUGCUUGAACAUGUGGGCUAGAUUUCUGUUUGACUUUAUGGUCAUUGAGAAAGUACUAAGUGCGUGCACAAGUCUGGUAAGAAAACUUCUAGCAGCCUGUCUCGUCUUUGCUGGUAAGGGUGCACUUCAACUUCAGGAAAGUGACUUGGUCAAGAUAAUUUCCUUGUUUUGUAUUGUGUAUAUAUUUUUCUUAGUCUAUCACUGCCAUUUCAACAAAGACCAGUAAAAAACUGGGGAGUAUCUGAAAUUUCCAAACCAACUGGCAGUCUGAAAUCUACACAAGCUGGUGAACUGAGUCCAGACCAACAAAACACCCCAUGGACAUCGUAUGAAAAAAUCCUGACUUGUAAUACCUUUGUACUGAAUGAAGCCACCAGCGGCCAUUUUACCCUGCCAAAUACAAAGGCAAUGGUUGGCUGACUUGCAAUAAACCAAUUGCGCCUGCUAAGUCACAUGCCCUACAGUGAAUAUCGACAAAAAUGGCCUUCUCCAAAAGCAAAUUGUUUCAUGAGUGUCAUUUACCAAAAUUAAAGCCGUCGGUAUGCAUUGCACUCAGACUAUUGAUGUGCUGGGUACUGUACCAUAAAUGGGCUUUGUUGUUCGUAAACCACACUCAAAACACAUGUUGAUAUAGGGUUGAUACCCACUACAGGUCAUAUGAUUUAGUGGAUGCAAUUGGUCUGUUGUAACUAUGGAUGCCACAAAAGAAUUUGAUUAACAGUUGUGAGGAAGCUUUUGUAUUACCUUUGUAUUUGGCACUGUAAGAUCGCCACCUAGUGGCUUCAAUGAUCUGUGUGUCGAUGAAGGGAUUACUGGUCAAGAUCUUUUUAAAUGAAGUCCUUUCGAAAAAGCAGCUUUGCUGUAAGUUAGAAAAUGUCAUGAUUCUGUGAUGGAGCACGUGUCAUUUACCACAGUACAUGUAGCUCCAGGAUUUGUACAUUUAAUCCUAUUGGUUAAAAAAAUGCUGGAGACUAAUGUUAAACACAUUACAGUAUAGGCACUCUUCAAAAGCCCACUGAAACCCUGCGUCUAUGUCAAUCUCCACAUAUCCACUCCCUCCAAAAACACAUCGUUGCUUUCAAAUCUUUUAACAUAUAUAUUCUCUACUCCUGAAUCGUCUUAAAGUUUUAUCCUGUUUGGGAGGGGUGCAUGCCCAAAUUUAGGUGUGUGAUGGUCAGGUGUGUGUUUGUUUGGAAUUCUUUUGUGUGAACUUGAUUUGAGUGCCUCUAUACAUUGUACAUUCUUUUUUUAUUGAAUUUUUUGCCAAAUAGUUAUAUAUUAUGCAAUCAGAGAAAAUCCUUCACAUGAUGAAAUUUGUUGUUUUUAUGUUAUACAUCAACUUAAUGAGGAUACUAUGCUGUUUUCAGAACUCUAAUUAUUCAUCAUUCUAGGUUGUCUAUAACUUGAGUUAUGCUCUUGGGAAGUUAUAUAAACCGGCUGACCUCAUUUUGAGAAUUCAAGCUUUAAAGGUUGGAGUAAAAAAUUUCAUUGGCAUAUCACAAAAUUGACGGAGAGGAAGAUUGCAAAUUAAAGUUGUAGUUGCAUCAAAGGACAGUUAUUUGAAUAUUACCAAUUGAAAUGGUGAAAAAUCUCAAAUUGUCAAAAAUAAUUUGGAGACUAAUUUGCCAUUACAUGCAUAAAUUCCAAAAUAAGUUUGGCGACAUCUGAAGGGUUUUCCCAGAUUGCAUCACAUAUAGAUUUAAACUUCAUGAAGGUAAACCCGGACCAAACUGCUUCUUUCAAUAUCUCAUUUAGAUAUCGAGAUAUCUAAAUAUUCUGUUGUACAUUAUUGGAAAACAAGACACCUUUAUUUUUAACUGAAUUUUUGUGCUUAAAUUGUUCUGUUCGACCAACAGUUUUAUAGCCACAUUUCAGGAUCACCCAUCAUAUUAUGCAUCUAUCGUGAUAUUUACAUAUAUUUAAAUUUUGCAUCGGCUGCUUAUGCAUUUUGUCUGUCAACAGAAAUGUAGAGUACAUGUAUAUCUGUUUUUGUUUUGCUUAAGCAGGUUUCAUUCUGCAGUUGUGUAUAUUGAAAGAGAGAAAAAUCAAAUCUAUUUUGUGAUGUUGGAGUACAGGUAAAUGCCUGCCUUGUGCAAUAUAUGAGUUUGUAAAUAUUGGUGUAUUAAAAUACAUUUAGUAGUUCGGAUUCAAGAAAACUAAUACGGACGUUUCACAGUAGUGCGCCACUAAGAGUUUACAAUGCAUUCGCCAAUCACAAUGUGCGAAAUCUGUUGUCCCUUUCCAAAUGCGCAUUGGGUCGAAAGUUUUCGGGCAGCGCGUUACAUACUCUUGGUGGCGCACUAUUGUAAAUUGCCUGUAUUAGGAUUGGUGUAAAUAAAUUUGUGAUAUUUAUCAAAAUAAUUGAUACACAUCACCUUUAAAAUGUGUUCAUGUCAAGUGUAAGAAAUCAUUCUUAGAAGAAAUCGUUUAAAACUUUGAAAAAUACGUCAACUGUUCUUUGCCUUGGGCUAUUUUCUUCUCAAACCUCUUACCUUUGCUACUUAAUACCGGUAAAUGAGCAGUACCAUAACAUGUACAGUUUAUUUUCAAGUUUGUGUGUCAAAAUGUUUUCACAUGCUUGGUUUGCAUGUUAAAAAAAAUGAAAAAAGAAAAUGGGGGGGGAAGGCUGAUAUCACAGUAUUUCUUCGUUUGUUGACUUACUUUCUCUAAUUUUUAUAAUUCUGUCUUGAAUUUUUACCAUAUACUUAUACCUACACAGGGUAUAGUCCUCACUGGUGGUUCCAGAUGUUAUGUUUUUAUCAAGCAUCUUCUAUGCUAUGGAUUGCGAUAGAAAAGCAUCGUUCAGCAACAAUUGAUGUCUCUUGAAUGUUUCAUAUUAUUGUAAAUGAACAAUUGCUUUGUACGUGUUUGUGAUAUGUACAUUUACUGUGUAGACCAACACUGUGGGAUUGAAGAUGGCAGUAGAUCAGCAUUGUGGAAGUGUGAAUUUGUAGGAGUUUCUGAAAUAUUACAGCUGCCCUAGUACCAACACUGCUUGAUACGCCACGGGAUAAAGUAAUGCAGUAUCUGGUGUGAUUGAAUUGUACAUGUACAUCAAUUCGAUUGUGUGGCUGAAAGAAAUAUCACUGUGAUAUAUUUCAUAACUAAACAUAGCUUUGGCUCCAUGACCUUCAUGUUUCUUUCUCUUUUUCCUUCACUUUCCUUCCCCACCUGUUUUGGCCAACAGGUCUCAUAGAACGAUCAUUCUGUAUUACAUUGCAUUUUGUCACUGAGUAUCGAUUGCUUCAGAUUUGUUGUCUGUAGAUGCAGGCUCAUCGUCCAGUAAAUCACAUUCUGUCAUUCACUUUGAAAGGUGAGUUGUGCAGUCUAAUUUAGUGUAUGGAUACAUGUACUUUGCACAAUUUAGACUCUGUAAGCUAUGUCACUAAUACUUAAAAGCCAUGUUGUGUAUAAAAUGCUUGACUUUGUCCAUA
Acanthaster planci (crown-of-thorns starfish) is the source of this 5407-nucleotide messenger RNA. RefSeq lists its product as uncharacterized. Lineage: Eukaryota; Metazoa; Echinodermata; Asteroidea; Valvatida; Acanthasteridae. Gene Ontology annotation, molecular function: oxidoreductase activity; NAD+ binding. The record is from RefSeq and is a predicted model, not a curated record. Gene Ontology annotation, biological process: fatty acid metabolic process.